Ustilago hordei is the source of this 1851-nucleotide messenger RNA. RefSeq names its product putative SAC6 - actin filament bundling protein, fimbrin. Gene Ontology annotation, cellular component: actin filament; actin filament bundle; cytoplasm. The record is from RefSeq and is a predicted model, not a curated record. Gene Ontology annotation, molecular function: actin filament binding; calcium ion binding. Bases 1 to 1851 code for a protein of 616 amino acids. NCBI's taxonomy places the organism in Eukaryota, Fungi, Basidiomycota, Ustilaginomycetes, Ustilaginales, Ustilaginaceae. Gene Ontology annotation, biological process: actin filament network formation; actin filament bundle assembly. The transcript has 2 exons.
AUGGAGGCUAUCAAGCUUCAGAGGAAGUACCCUCAAUUCUCCCAAGAGGAGAUGAUGGGUCUCAUCGGUCGCUUCCGUAACUUGGACGUUGAAGAAAAAGGAAGCAUCCUAAAGCAGGACGUCAUCAAAGCCAUUCAAGACCAAGGCGAAGCUUCCUACGAUCAAGUCCGUGAAACCCUGAAAGAAGUCGAUCUUGACGCCUCAGGUCGUGUCGAACUCGAUGACUAUGUCGACCUUCUCGCCAAGAUCCGUGCCGGUCGCAACGCCCAAGCAGGUGUCGUCACAAAGGGCAAAGUGUUUGUCAAGGGCGCCACUUCUUCCACUCAACACACUAUCAAUGAGGAUGAGCGUACCGAGUUCACGCGUCACAUCAACUCGAACCUUGCUGGUGACGCUCACAUCGGUUGCCGUCUUCCUAUCCCUACCGACACCUUCCAGCUUUUCGACGAAUGCCGCGAUGGUCUUGUUCUCUGCAAGCUUAUCAACGACUCGGUGCCGGAUACGAUCGAUGAGCGUGUUCUCAAUUUUGGCAAGGGUGGUAAAGGACCCAACGCUUUCCAGAUGACUGAGAACAACAACAUUGUUAUCACCUCCGCCAAGGCGAUCGGCUGCAGUGUCGUCAAUAUUGGUCCUCAGGAUAUCAUCGAUGGUAAAGAGCAUUUGAUCUUGGGUCUCGUCUGGCAAAUCAUCCGACGUGGUUUGCUUAGCAAGAUCGACUUGAAGAACCAUCCGGAGCUCUACCGUUUGCUCGAUGACGGCGAGACCUUGGAAGAGUUCCUUUGCUUGCCACCUGAUCAGAUCCUGCUCCGAUGGUUCAAUUACCAUCUCAAGGCAGCUGGUUGGCACCGACGUGUUGCUAACUUCAGCAAAGAUGUUUCCGAUGGCGAAAACUACACUGUCCUCCUUAGCCAGCUCAAACCUGACCAGUGCGAUCGUGCCCCACUCCAGCAAAGCGACCUUAUGCAGCGUGCCGAGAUGGUCCUGCAACGAGCUGAUGCCAUCGGUUGUCGCAAAUACUUGACUCCAGGAUCGAUGGUUGCUGGAAACCCCAAAUUGAACUUGGCCUUUGUUGCCCACCUCUUCAACACCUGGCCCUGUCUCGAACCGCUCGAAGAAGCGCCACCUGUCGAGAUCGAAGACUUUGACGCUGAAGGAGAGCGCGAAGCUCGUGUCUUCACCCUCUGGCUCAACUCUCUCGAUGUCGAACCUGGUGUUUACAACCUUUUCGAAGAUCUCAAAGACGGAACCGUCAUCCUGCAGGCAUUCGACAAAGUCAUCCCAGGCAGUGUCACUUGGCGUCGAGUCUCUAAACCCAGAGAAGGUCAGCAACUUUCUCGAUUCAAAGCAGUGGAAAACACAAAUUACGCAGUUGACCUUGCCAAAGCUUCCAACAUGCAUAUCGUAGGCAUUCAAGGUGCCGACAUUGUUGAUGGCACAAAGACUCUUACUCUUGGUCUCGUUUGGCAGUUGAUGCGUCUUAACAUCACCAAGACUCUAUCUUCCCUUAGCAAGGCAGGAAGGGGUGUUUCGGAUGCAGAUAUGGUCGCUUGGGCCAACAAUUUGGUCAAGUCGAGUGGCAAGACGACGCAGAUUAGGAGCUUUAAGGAUUCACAGUUGAAGACGGCGGUGUUCUUUUUGGAUUUGCUCAAUGUCUUGAGGCCUGGUAUUGUUGAUUAUGGAUUGGUUAACCAGGGUAGGACCGAGGAGGAGAGUAAGAUGAAUGCAAAGUUGGCCAUUAGUAUUGCGAGAAAGUUGGGUGCAUUAAUCUUCUUGGUUCCAGAGGAUAUCGUGGAGCUUAGACAAAGGUUAAUUUUGACUUUUGUGGGGUCCUUGAUGACUAUCCAGUCCUGA